Molecule: messenger RNA, 1766 nt
Organism: Eremomyces bilateralis CBS 781.70
Lineage: Eukaryota; Fungi; Ascomycota; Dothideomycetes; Eremomycetales; Eremomycetaceae
Exons: 3
Coding region: 201-1427 (408 amino acids)
Biological process (GO): proteasome-mediated ubiquitin-dependent protein catabolic process
Cellular component (GO): nucleus; cytoplasm; GID complex
Molecular function (GO): protein binding; ubiquitin protein ligase activity
Source: RefSeq, a predicted model, not a curated record
UGUUUCAAUCAUAAAUGGGACUCCUCCUCACUAUUACAGCACCUCCAAGCGAUGUACCGGUAACCUACUUGCCUCUGUGUUGCUCAAACCAAGUGCCUUCUCCGUUCUUAGUAGCUACCCGUAUCUCGUAAUUGCAUUGACUACAAAGCCAACACGAAGCAGCUCCAGCCGGCUGAACAGCUUAUGGUGCUGUCGCCACCAUGGCAGACUUUGCAUCCACUCACCUGAAUCCAGAUGAACAUCUUCUACUAGACCAACCACUUCUCCGUUUACCCUUAGAACUCAACCGCAAGAACUUAAGGACGGCUCAGCGAGAGAUCGACUCGGGACAAAAGAAAGUGCCAACAUUGAUCAAGAACGCGGUCAACGCUGCACUGGCGGAAAAUGGACAGCAGGACCCCUCGGCCAAGCCCCAGGCCGAACUCGAUGCCACUCUAACGAGGCUCAAGAACCUUAAACGGAAACUCACUCACCUCGACGCAUCGAGCAGCACCCGAUGUGAACAACUUGACGCUCGGUUACAACAUCUCGACCAGUUGCACAGCAUGGAUUCUCUUGCCGACGUCAAGUAUGAGGUAUGGAGCCGCGUGCGGCUCGACUGCCUCCUCAUCGAUUAUCUCUUGCGCGCAGGAUACGUAGAAAGCGCGAAGCAGCUAGCCAUAGAAAAGAACGUUGAAAGUCUAGUCGACAUCGAAGCAUUUGAAGCGGUUGGGAAGAUUGAAAACGCUUUACGGCGAGGAAGCCUUUCCGAAGCGCUUGCGUGGUGCGAGGAUAACAAAUCGCACCUGCGCAAGAUGGGCAAUAGUCUCGAGUUCGAGCUUCGUCUCCAGCAAUACAUUGAGGCCGUACGUACGGGCAGGAAGGAGAAGCUCAUCGAAGCUACCUUGCAUGCUCGGAAACAUUUGGCGCCACAUCACGACACCGAUUUCGCCAUACGAGCUGCUGGUCUGCUCGCCUUCUCUCCCGAUACAGCCGCCGAGCCAUAUGCGACUCUCUACUCACCAUCACGCUAUCCGUACCUUGCCAAUCUAUUCCUCACCACCCACCAUGCGCUUUUUUCGCUCCCCACUCGGCCUUUACUGGACAUUGCGCUUACCGCCGGCCUGUCCGCGUUGAAGACCCCCACCUGCCACAGCGCCUUCAACACCUCCAGCUCCGGCGCCGCCGUCGGGGCUGCGACCGCCACCGUCUGCCCGAUUUGCAGUACCGAACUGAACGAAUUGGCGAAAGGCGUACCGUAUGCGCAUCAUUCGAAAAGCCACGUGGAUUCCGAGCCUGUGGUGCUUCCCAAUGGUCGGAUAUAUGGGAGAGAGCGGCUCGAAAAUAUUAACGAGAAGCUGGGGACCGAACCGGGCCAUGUGCGUGACCCGGGAGAGGUGGGCUUGAAGUUCAGAGAGCAGGACAUCAAGAAGGUGUUCAUCCUUUAAUCGGGGCGGAAUUCUUUAAAUUGUCUUAGGUGGGAGCUAUUAUUCUGGUGUACUGAUUGUUUUGCAUAGCGACGGUGUUUCAUUUGCUUAGAUGAUAUUGCUAGUGAACCGGUUCUUCACAAAGCCAUCGUCACUGGGAACCGAUAUAACGAGUCAAUGCUUCAGCUGUCUUCGUAGAUGGCUGUUUCUGUGUUUUUAUCCGUCCAGAUACAACUCCGAGCUAAGCUAUUACGACGGGUAGUUUAACAAUAUCGGCAAAGCCGUGCUCGCCCCUGGUUGAUUGACACAUCUCCGUAGCAUCUAAACACUUCCCCAUUCAUCAUGAUCAACACUAGGCCC